AGUCUUGCGCGAGUCGUCAUUUGAGUGAGUGCGUUAUCGCGCAUGCGCGUAUUCUGUGAACUGUCAAACGAACGAACGUAAAUAAAAACAAGUGACUUAUUUUGUGCCAAAUCGCUUAUUGUUAUAUUCAUACUUUACUGUAUAAUAAUAAUUAGUGACUGAAUUAUUAACUAGUGACCGUUGAAUUUGUGCAACGAAUUUGCCAAUUCUUCACAAGUGAUGAUCCGGCGACAUUAGAAGCAAUAAAAUGCAUUUGAAAGUUGUUCUAACUUUAGGUGUAAUCUUAGUUUGUGAUGCAAAGUUGCCAAGAUUAAGGCAACACAUAGAGCCAAAUCACCUUCCGUCAAAUUUCGCACAGAAUUCCCAAACUGCACGACCACCUCAAAUAGAAAUAAAAAGUCUGAAAACAAGUAGGAUUGUCGAUCAAUACAAAGUGAGGCACAGACGAGAUGUGUUCGAUUCGAAGUCUUACGAAUCUAGUUUGAUAUGGGCCCAUUCGGAGAGAUUGGACGACAAUGGCGAUGUACUAUUGAGAUGGGUAAACUCUGAUUCCAGUAUCACAUUCAGAUUGGAAGCGAGGACACGUGGUUAUGUCGGUUUAGGUUUUAACUCUGCAAGAAACAUGAGAGGAGCCGAUUUGGUUGUCGCCUGGGUUGACGACAGGAAUGGGAACGCUCAAGUUCUGGAUUGCCACGGACCAGAGUUCGAUGAUCUCGCAGUUGCUGAUGAGGUGCAAAAUUACGAACUGAUUUCUGGCUAUCAGAACGACACUCACACAACCGUCGAGUUUAGAAGACAAUUGGACACGUGCGACAAACAAGAUUUCGCUAUUGGUGAAGAUACAGUGCAAGUCCUGUGGGCGUUAGGACCGGAAGGUUCUGAUGGAGAGCUGCCGAAGCACGUCAAGAGUGGAUCAAAGCCUCUGAGGUUACUUCAACCAGUGGCCAAGCCUCAGGUGCCUUUGAAGAGUUGGGAUGUGAGAUUGAAUAAUCUCACAAUCCCGAAUGUAAUGGCAACUCUGUUUUGGUGCAAGAUUUUCAAAGCUCCGGAUCUUCCUAAAAAGCACCACAUAGUCGGCUAUCAGCCCAUAAUCGAUAGUAGGCCGAUUAAAAAUAAUCGAUUAUACGAAAAAGACAGCUCGUCUCCGGUCCAUCAUAUGGUGCUGUACGAGUGUGCUGACGACCCUGAUAAGCAGCUAUGGAACGAAUGGGCUGACGGUGACGGAUUUUUCGGACCGAACAGGCCGAGCCAAUGGGCCACUUGUGUCACCCCGAUAGCUGCAUGGGCGAUCGGAUCGAAAGGUGAAUACUUGCCGGAGAAUGUUGGAAUAACUUUAGGCGAGAAAGGAGGCGUGUCUUACUACAUGCUGGAAGUUCAUUACGACAAUCAAGCGUUGCACGAAGUCCUAGACAGUUCUGGUAUAAAGGUGUACUACACACCGGUAUUGCGCGCUCACGAUGCAGCAUUACUCGGUGCGGGAGUUGGCGUGUCCGCCUUACAUCUGAUCCCGCCCAAGCAGCGUCAGUACAGAACUGUUGGCAUCUGUAGUCCGGAAUGUACUGAGAAUACAAUGCCGACUCACGGGAUAAACAUCGUUUCUGUUCUGCUUCACGCCCAUGGGACAGCAAGGAAAAUUGCAUUGAAGCAUGUUCGUGGAACUCAAGAGCUACCCAUAAUAUCGGAGGAAAAUUCUUAUGACGCCAGAUAUCAACAAUCCCGAGUAGUACCUGGUGGAAGGAAGUUCGUGAAAGGGGAUACAUUGAUAACUGAAUGCACAUAUGACAGUACAUCUAGAGACAAACCUAUUUUGGGCGGUUAUUCCGCAUCGCAGGAAAUGUGCCUAUCAUUCAUUCUUUACUAUCCCCGUACGGAGCUGGCAGGCUGUUACUCUAUGACACCCGUGAAGGAAUUCUUCGAAACAUUCGGAGUCAAAGAAUUCUACGGGCUCACUAUGUUACAAGUGGAAAAUAUAUUUCUUUCUUCAGGGAGUUUGGAAAACUUACCACCCCAAUUAGAGACUGAUAUGCAACUAAAGUAUUCUGAAGAGACCGUCAUGCAAGGCGAUGACCAAGGAGUAGGGCUAAUGAAAGAACUAGUUAUACGAGAGCCGGCAGAGUUUAGAAACAAAUCAUUCAUGGCGCACCUCAAUGAAAUGCCUUGGUCUGAAACACUAUUGACUGAACAGAUUGAGAAAACUCUGUACAAAGGCAUGCACAUGACAUUCUGCAAGAAACGUGACGAUACUUGGGGAGCUCCUAUUCAAAUUCAAAACUACCCAACGUACAAUGAAUUGAAAACGAACGAGACAGCUGAGAAAUCGUGCCACCAAAAGAGCGUGAGACUGCCCUCGGUGACUAAUACAAACAGUUCUCCCGCCAAAACACCCUCCAGUUUAGCCGCCAUCUUGGCUGUAUGCACAGCAAUUAUAGUUGCGCGGUAAUAAAUAAAGAAAAAGUCAUAUAUUAUAUUUUUGAAAAGUACACCAAUGAUGUUUUCUGUGUUGUUUAUGUUUGUUUUCUGUGUUGUGAAUGUUUAUGAAAUAUUUGGAACAAACAGUGACCAGUUUCAUAUCUGAAUGAUAUAGUAUUAUUUUGCCAAAUUAUGUAUCAUAAUUUGUUUGAACGUUUAUUAUUUAAUGAUAGUUUUUUGUUUGUUAUUAUUGAUCAUUGCCAUAAUUGUAAUGAGGAAGUAUUUAAAAAGAAAUAGUUCCCGAAAUCAAACUAGAUGUCGCUACGGUACUUUCUUGAUUUCCCCAUGACAACCCUUCCGAUUUUCUUUCAUGUAUAAAAGUGAAUUAAUUUUCAAAACUUAAUAAACAACUCAUAUUCUAUUUGUACUUUUUCGUUUUUGUAUAGAUAUAAGUUUCGAACUUUGCAAAUUUCAGUUUUUAAUAUGUUAGUUAAAAGGAACGGAAAUGACGAUUCGUUUCCUGCAAAAAUCAACUUUUGCUAGAGUCGCCAUCUAGUGAGGUGCUUUUUAGUGCUUUCUUUUUUUAAAUACUUCCUCAUUGUGGAGUCAAAAAUUUUCAAUAGCUGCUAAGAAAAAUAACCUCUUUUUCAAAUGCUGUUAAAUUGAUUAUUUAAAGCCAUAAGUGGUAUUAGAAAUUUAGCACUAUUUUAUUUAUUAUGAUUUUAUGUGUGUAUAUGAUUUUUUUUUCUGAUUUUUACUCUGUUUAUUUUUGUUUAUAAAUUUGUAUAUGUCGUAUGUAUUUCAAUGUGGCAAUGAUCAGAAAUAAAGUACACAUCCCAGUAUUGUUAUCUGUCAAGGAAUGCUAGGCUACAAUGGACUGUGAACCAAAGGUUUUAAUGUCUAUAUUGUAUCGACAGACUUGUUUAUUUUUCCACUUUCCUAAUGUAUGAGAAUGAAUGAUUUAAUAUACGUGAUUUUGAGUACUUAUGUAGGUAUGAGGUAUUGCUCAUUUUUAAAAUUAGUUCUUUCUAUUGAAUAUCUAAUUUAUAUGAGGUAAAUACAAAGUAGAGGUAUUCUGCCCUCCUAAGCCAAAAAGGGGUAUCUCAAAGAAAAUAAUUUUCUAAUUAGUUUACUCAAUUUUCUAAAAACCGAUGUAAUACAAAUCGGAUGUUUCGUUGAUGAGGGCAGUAGUGUAUUUUGAAAUAACAUAUUUUGUUUCGAGAAAUCUCUUUUUUUUACUGAUCUGUGUAAGGUAUUCCAAUUUAAUUUGUUUUUUCGAUAUUAAUAAUUAUUAUUUUGGUUGUGUUUCUUGAAGCAUGUUUUCUUACAAACCUCUCUAAUAUUAAAUUUGGAGGUAAAUUAAUGUAAUUAUAUCUGUUAUUUUUAUUUGCUGGUAUAAAUAUAUUCUCAACUUGUAGUUGAUUGAGUCAUCAUUGCGUUCCUUUUUUAGUCAUUGGUAUUUUUAUUCACAAACAAAUUUAGUUUUUAUAAAAAUGAAUGUAAGCUCCAAUAUAAUUCUCUACGACCUAAAACUGAGAACCGUUUGUUUUAACUGAAUCCUGUUUUUGGUGAGAAUAAUGAUAACAUUAGAAAUAAAACUAUUAAUAAGUGAUUAUUGAGAAUGGUUUUCAGGAGAGGCUUUAUUAAAUUUACGUCAGAACAAAAGUUGAAUACUCAAUGCAAUAAUAAUAUUAGUAUUUUAUACUGUAAGGCAUGUUUGUUUGUAAUUUCUCGCAUAUGCUAAUAAUUUCAAUAAUGUCGAAAGCAAUUAGAAUAUGUUUUUAACGGAUGACUUAAUUAAUAAUACCACUAAGGUGCUAAGUCUAAUAUGUUACAGUGCCUUAAAUGAGUCAUGUGACAACAGAUAAUAGUUUAAAUAUAAAUACGCUUAUACGUCGUAUUAAUUGCACAAUUACCUUGUUGCAUUUAAACUGUAUUGAAAUUCUUUAGUUAUUUAUAUAUGAGUCACUACAAUAUUAUUAUAUGUGUAACUUUUUGUAAUCAAACAAUUUUGAAACUUAACAUAUUGUCUUUAUGGUUCGUUUCUAAUAAACUUCUUCGAUCUUCUCUUUCCAUUGUUAAUGAAGUAGUUUCUUAGCUAUACUAUAUUCGCUAAUACAUUAAUUUAAUACUAUUUUUGUAUGAUUAUUUCAAAUGUAGGUAAGUAUUAGGGCUGUGCUUUUUGGCUCUUUUGUAAAGCAGUUUUAAUUGAAGUGUAUUUUUGUAGAAUUUGUGUAUUAUGUAUAAAUAUUUUGUGUACGUGUGAAACAGUUUUGAAACGAAGCGAUCAAGUCAAUAUUAUUGUUGCUACGAAAACAAUAAUUCCGUAUUUUGCAUUUUUUUGUACUAUAUGCCUUUUUGUGAGGUAUAAAUAGUUGUAAGGUUACGCUUAGCAAUUAAGUUUUAUUUAUUUGAAAAAAAAAGUCAAUAUAAAGGUUUUAUUACUUUCG
Messenger RNA from Diatraea saccharalis (sugarcane borer), 4859 nucleotides. The record is from the annotation of a GenBank genome assembly. NCBI's taxonomy places the organism in Eukaryota, Metazoa, Arthropoda, Insecta, Lepidoptera, Crambidae.